Molecule: messenger RNA, 3593 nt
Organism: Urocitellus parryii (Arctic ground squirrel)
Lineage: Eukaryota; Metazoa; Chordata; Mammalia; Rodentia; Sciuridae
Gene: Ccar1
Product: cell division cycle and apoptosis regulator 1
Biological process (GO): regulation of DNA-templated transcription
Cellular component (GO): nucleus
Source: RefSeq, a predicted model, not a curated record
GAGAGGGGGAGGUUGGCGCAUGCGCAUAAGGCUGACGGGUUUUGAAAUGGCUUCGGUGUUAGUCGGGACCCGACUCAGAUUGCUGCUAUAGAAGAAAAACAAGUGAAGGUUUUUUUACCCCUUGCAUCAUGGCUCAGUUUGGAGGACAGAAGAAUCCGCCAUGGGCUACUCAGUUUACAGCCACUGCGGUAUCACAGCCAGCUGCACUAGGUGUUCAGCAGCCUUCACUUCUUGGAGCGUCUCCUACCAUUUAUACACAGCAAACUGCAUUGGCAGCAGCAGGCCUUACCACACAAACGCCAGCAAACUAUCAGAUAACGCAAACUGCAGCAUUGCAGCAACAAGCCGCGGCUGCAGCAGCUGCAUUGCAACAGCAAUAUUCACAACCUCAACAGGCCUUGUAUAGUGUGCAGCAACAGUUACAGCAACCCCAGCAGACCCUUUUAACACAGCCAGCUGUUGCGCUGCCUACAAGCCUUAGCCUGUCUACUCCUCAGCCUGCAGCACAGAUAACUGUAUCUUAUCCAACACCACGGUCCAGUCAGCAACAAACCCAACCUCAGAAACAACGUGUUUUCACAGGAGUGGUUACAAAGCUACACGAUACAUUUGGAUUUGUGGAUGAAGAUGUAUUCUUUCAGCUUAGUGCCGUCAAAGGAAAAACUCCACAAGUGGGUGAUAGAGUAUUGGUUGAAGCUACUUAUAAUCCUAAUAUGCCUUUUAAAUGGAAUGCACAAAGAAUUCAAACACUACCAAAUCAGAAUCAGUCCCAAACCCAACCUUUACUGAAGACUCCUCCUGCUGUACUUCAGCCAAUUGCACCACAGACGGCAUUUGGUGUUCAGGCUCAGCCCCAGCCUCAGUCACUACUGCAGGCACAGAUUUCUGCGGCUUCUAUUACACCACUAUUGCAGACUCAGCCACAGCCUUUAUUACAGCAGCCACAGCAGAAAGCUGGCUUAUUGCAGCCCCCUGUUCGUAUAGUUUCACAACCACAACCAGCACGAAGAUUAGAUCCACCAUCUAGAUUUUCAGGAAGGAAUGACAGAGGAGAUCAAGUGCCUAAUAGGAAAGAAGACCGAAGUCGUGAAAGGGAAAGAGAAAGACGUAGAUCCAGAGAAAGAUCACCUCAAAGGAAACGUUCCAGGGAGAGGUCUCCCAGAAGAGAGAGAGAAAGAUCACCUCGGAGAGUUCGGCGUGUUGUUCCACGUUACACAGUGCAGUUUUCAAAGUUUUCUUUAGAUUGUCCUAGUUGUGACAUGAUGGAACUAAGGCGCCGUUAUCAGAAUUUAUAUAUACCUAGUGACUUUUUUGAUGCUCAGUUUACAUGGGUGGAUGCUUUCCCUUUGUCAAGACCAUUUCAGCUUGGAAAUUACUGCAAUUUCUAUGUUAUGCACAGAGAAGUAGAGUCAUUAGAAAAAAAUAUGGCCAUUCUUGAUCCUCCAGAUGCUGACCAUUUAUACAGUGCAAAGGUAAUGCUGAUGGCUAGUCCUAGUAUGGAAGAUUUGUAUCAUAAGUCUUGUGCUCUUGCUGAAGACCCACAAGAACUUCGAGAUGGAUUUCAACAUCCUGCUAGACUUGUUAAGUUUUUAGUGGGCAUGAAAGGCAAGGAUGAAGCCAUGGCCAUUGGUGGGCACUGGUCUCCUUCGUUGGAUGGACCAGACCCUGAAAAAGAUCCCUCCGUGUUGAUUAAGACUGCUAUUCGUUGUUGUAAGGCUCUGACAGGCAUUGAUCUAAGUGUUUGCACACAAUGGUACCGUUUUGCAGAGAUUCGCUACCAUCGCCCUGAGGAGACCCACAAGGGGCGUACAGUUCCAGCUCAUGUGGAGACAGUGGUUUUAUUUUUCCCGGAUGUUUGGCAUUGCCUUCCCACCCGCUCAGAGUGGGAAACCCUCUCCCGAGGAUACAAGCAGCAGCUGGUCGAGAAGCUUCAGGGUGAACGCAAGGAGGCUGAUGGAGAACAGGAUGAAGAAGAAAAGGAUGAUGGUGAAGCUAAAGAAAUUUCCACUCCUACCCAUUGGUCUAAACUUGAUCCAAAGACAAUGAAGGUAAAUGAUCUCCGAAAAGAAUUAGAAAGUCGAGCCCUUAGUUCCAAAGGAUUAAAAUCCCAGUUAAUAGCUCGAUUGACAAAACAACUUAAAGUAGAAGAACAAAAAGAAGAACAGAAGGAAUUAGAGAAAUCUGAAAAAGAAGAGGAAGAAGAGGAUGAUAGGAAAUCUGAAGAUGAUAAAGAGGAGGAAGAAAGAAAACGUCAAGAGGAAAUGGAACGCCAGCGUCGGGAAAGAAGAUACAUUUUGCCUGAUGAACCAGCCAUCAUUGUGCAUCCAAAUUGGGCUGCAAAAAGUGGCAAGUUUGAUUGUAGCAUCAUGUCUCUGAGUGUCCUUUUGGACUACAGAUUAGAAGAUAAUAAAGAACAUUCGUUUGAGGUUUCAUUGUUUGCAGAACUUUUCAAUGAAAUGCUUCAGAGAGAUUUUGGUGUCAGAAUAUACAAAUCAUUACUCUCUCUUCCUGAGAAAGAGGACAAAAAAGAAAAGGAUAAGAAAAGCAAAAAAGAUGAGAGAAAAGAUAAAAAAGAAGAAAGAGAUGACGAAAAUGAUGAGCCAAAACCCAAACGGAGAAAAUCAGGAGAUGAUAAAGAUAAAAAAGAAGAUAGAGAUGAAAGGAAGAAAGAAGAUAAAAGGAAAGAUGAUUGUAAAGAUGAUGAUGAAACUGAAGAAGAUAAUAAUCAAGAUGAAUAUGACCCAAUGGAAGCAGAAGAAGCUGAGGAUGAAGAAGAUGAUCGGGAUGAGGAAGAAAUGAACAAACGGGAUGACAAAAGGGAGAUCAACAGAUACUGCAAGGAAAGGCCUUCUAAAGAUAAGGAAAAAGAAAAAACUCAGAUGAUCACAAUUAACAGGGAUCUAUUAAUGGCCUUUGUUUAUUUUGAUCAAAGCCAUUGUGGUUACCUUCUUGAAAAGGAUUUGGAAGAGAUACUGUAUACUCUUGGAUUACAUCUUUCUCGGGCUCAGGUAAAGAAGCUUCUUAAUAAAGUAGUUCUCCGUGAAUCUUGCUUUUAUCGGAAAUUAACAGACACUUCAAAAGAUGAAGAAAACCAUGAAGAGUCUGAAUCAUUGCAGGAAGAUAUGUUAGGAAAUAGGUUGUUACUGCCAACACCAACAGUAAAGCAGGAAUCAAAGGAUGUGGAAGAAAAUGUAGGACUCAUUGUGUACAAUGGUGCAAUGGUUGAUGUAGGAAGCCUUUUGCAAAAAUUGGAAAAGAGUGAAAAAGUAAGAGCUGAAGUAGAACAGAAGCUGCAGUUACUAGAAGAAAAAACAGAUGAAGAUGAAAAAACCAUAUUAAAUUUGGAGAAUUCCAACAAAAGCCUCUCUGGUGAACUCAAAGAAGUUAAAAAGGACCUUAGUCAAUUACAGGAAAACUUAAAGGUUUCAGAAAACAUGAAUUUGCAAUUUGAAAACCAACUGAAUAAGACAAUCAGAAACUUGUCUACAGUAAUGGAUGAAAUCCACACUGUUCUCAGAAAGGAUAAUGUAAAGAAUGAAGACAAAGAUCAGAAAUCUAAGGAGAAUGGUGCAAAUGUAUGAUAAAAUUUGUGU